AUGAAUCAAGAAUUUGUCGACCCGGAAUACUUUCGCAUGCUGAGAACAGGCAAUCAUCAUUUCCGUGGGGGAAACGGUCCUCCCAGUCCCGUCCGCCGACUUGUUGAGCCAGCAUCGGCAACCAGGUCUGCUACCCGCUCUACCUCUCCACAAGGAUCCGUAACUGGUCAGGAUGAGUCCCAGUAUUUGUCCAGUAGCCUAGGAAUCCCUAAAGCUGAAGGUAGCGGAAUCAGGAAAGAAGCCUUCAGUCCAAACUACUUCAGGUCCUUUUUCGUGGAGGAACGCGUGCUUGGCAAAGGAGGCAAGGGUGUUGUGCUGUUGGUGCGACAUGAGAUUGAUGGAUGUCCUCUUGGGCACUUUGCAUGCAAACGUGUUCCGGUCGGGGAUGAUCACUCAUGGCUAGAAAAGGUCUUGGUUGAGGUUGAACUUUUAGCUAAACUCUCCCAUCCUAACCUCGUCUCCUAUCGCCACGUAUGGCUAGAGGAUGUCCGAUUAACUAGGUUUGGACCCAGUGUUGCUUGCGCCUUUAUUCUUCAGCAGUAUUGCAAUGGUGGUGACCUACACCAGCAUGUCGUUGGCAGCGCUCCUAGGGAGCUUACAAAGGAAGAGCUGAAGGCACAAAUGAGACGACGGUCAAAAGGCCAAGCGGAUGUUCCACAAGAUUCAACAAGGCCGCAAUUAUCAUUUGAAGAGAUAUACUCACUAUUCAGAGACAUCACAUCUGGCGUGGCAUAUCUCCACAACGCAAAUUACAUCCAUCGGGAUUUGAAGCCAAGUAACUGCCUCCUGCAUCGCGAGGGAGGGAAGCUGACGUGCCUCAUCAGUGACUUUGGCGAGGUUCAGCCAGAGAAUGCUGUGCGUAAGUCCACCGGGUCAACUGGCACUAUAUCGUACUGCGCCCCCGAGGUUCUAAAAAUGGACGUGGCCGGGCACUAUGGAAACUUCACAACCAAGUCGGAUGUCUUUUCACUUGGAAUGAUACUUUACUUCAUGUGUUUUGGAAGACUUCCUUACCAAGGGGCCAAUGCUAUACAGGAAGAGCUAGAAGAUAUUGAUCAACUUCGAGCCGAGAUUACGGACUGGCAAGGUUUUCAUGGCGAGCGGCAAGAGCGUCCGGAUUUGCCGUCCAAGUUGUACAAACUCCUCAAGAAGCUGCUGGCUCUUGAUCCGUCAGAACGCCCCAGUGCGAAUGAAGUUUUGCUGGCAAUGAGGAGUGAGACAAAUUUCGAUAACGUUACGAAAGGCGACUGGCCACCCCAUCGAGUACAGAACUUGGACUCACCAGUCCCUCCUGGAACCCCUGUCCCAGAUCCUGAAAAGGAGAAGAUCCAGGGACUCAAAGGAAGUCGAAAAGGGAAUGCUGCCCUGGGUGUAUCACAUCCAAGUUCUUUUGAGGUGGCCGAAGAAACUACUCAGGCAUCACAGCCGGACGUCUUUGUGAAUCAUGAUAUGAACAACCAUCGUCAACUGGAGUUCAGCCCAGAACGAGACCGAAAAGGCUCCGGUACAUGCCUGCUCCACGUCUUUUAA
This is a messenger RNA of Metarhizium album ARSEF 1941, 1530 nucleotides long. Its product is annotated as protein kinase-like protein. The record is from RefSeq and is a predicted model, not a curated record. Gene Ontology annotation, molecular function: protein kinase activity; ATP binding. Gene Ontology annotation, biological process: protein phosphorylation. NCBI's taxonomy places the organism in Eukaryota, Fungi, Ascomycota, Sordariomycetes, Hypocreales, Clavicipitaceae. The transcript has 3 exons. Bases 1 to 1530 code for a protein of 509 amino acids.